Molecule: messenger RNA, 1535 nt
Organism: Eutrema salsugineum
Lineage: Eukaryota; Viridiplantae; Streptophyta; Magnoliopsida; Brassicales; Brassicaceae
Product: BAHD acyltransferase BIA1
Exons: 1
Coding region: 50-1384 (444 amino acids)
Source: RefSeq, a predicted model, not a curated record
GAACCAUAUUUAUAAAACAAAACAAAAAAGUAAAAAGAACGAAGAAUCGAUGGAGACGAUGAAGGUUGAAACAAUCGCUAAAGAAAUCAUAAAACCAUCUUCCACAACUCCUCUUGAUCUCAAAACUCUCCAACUAUCUAUUUAUGAUCACAUCCUCCCACCCGUAUACACAGUCGCCUUUCUCUUUUACACCAAAGAUGAUUUGAUCUCUCAAGAACAAACAUCCCAAAAGCUCAAGACUUCUCUGUCCCAAACCUUGACCAAAUUCUACCCUCUCGCUGGAAGAAUUAACGGAGUCACCGUGGAUUGUAACGACGAAGGAGCUAUCUUUGUCGACGCUCGUGUCCACAACUUCACUCUCUCUAGUUUCCUCACGUCCCCAGAUUUCAAAGCCCUCCAACAAUUGCUUCCUCUAGACUCCGUAGACAACCCUUACGAGGCUGCUGCUACAUGGCCUCUUCUGCUCGUAAAGGCGACUCACUUUCAAUGCGGCGGCAUGGCCAUAGGAGUCUGCAUCACUCACAAAAUCGCCGACGCAGCCUCCAUCUCCACUUUCAUAAGAACUUGGUCUGCUAUGGCUAAGGGAGAUGCUGGAGACGCUGUGGCCGGUCCCGAGUUUGCUGCAGCUAAUUUCUACCCACCAGCCAAUGAGGCGUUUAAGCUUCCGGUUGACGAAAAAGCCAACAAGAGAAGCAGCAUCACGAAGAGAUUUGUGUUCGGUGCGUAUAAGUUGGAAGAGCUUAGAACCAAAGCCGCUAGUGCAGAAGCAGUUGACCGACCUACGCGUGUGGAGAGCGUUACUACGCUUCUCUGGAAGUGUUUCGUCGCUGCUGCAUCCUCAAAACCGACAGAGACGACUUGUGAUCACAAAGUUCUGAUCCAGCUCGCUAACUUGCGCUCCAAGAUACCUUCUCUUCUCCCUGAAAGCCUAAUCGGAAAUAUCAUGUUCUCUUCUGCGGUGUUAAGUAUUGGUCGAGAAGGGGAAGUGGAAAUCGAAGAGGCCAUUAGAGACUUACGAAAAAAGAAGGAAGACUUAAGAAUUAUGAUCCAAGAAGAGGAUGGGUCAUCUUCGAUGAUCGGUUCUAAACUAGCAAAUCUGAUGCUUACUAAUUAUUCGAGGAUGAGCUAUGAAACUCAUGAGCCCUAUACUGUUAGUAGCUGGUGCAAGUUACCACUUUACGAGGCCAAUUUUGGAUGGGGAUCUCCGGUUUGGGUCGUUGGAAAUGUGGCUCCCACGUUAGAAAACAUAGCUAUGUUGAUCGAUUCCAAGGACGGACAAGGAAUUGAAGCGUUUGUCACACUGCCUGAAGAGAACAUGUCGUCGUUUGAACAGAACCAAGAACUGCUCGCCUUUGCUUCCCUGAAUCCUAGUGUCCUAGUCUAGAUCCUGCACUCAAACCUGUUGUUUUCUUAAUAAAAAUUUGGAUACAUUUAAUAAAUGUCUUCAAGAUGUGAUACAAAAUAUGUAACCUUUUGGUAAAUCAUGUAAGCUUUCAUUUAUUUUUUUGAGCAAAUAAAGUUCCAUUCUAUCUAAG